This is a messenger RNA of Zea mays, 2204 nucleotides long. Lineage: Eukaryota; Viridiplantae; Streptophyta; Magnoliopsida; Poales; Poaceae. The record is from RefSeq and is a predicted model, not a curated record.
CCACUUCAGACGCCUGAUUCCAUUUUCCGGAAAAGAAACUAGACGCAACCAGUUUCUCUUUCCCUCCCGAUUUUCUGUUUUUCUUCUCUUGGAUUGGGCUCACCCUGCUCAAAACUUCGGCGGCAGCGGCAGCGGUAGCGGUGGCGGCGCCGGCUUUCUCCAUGAACACGGUGGCUUUGUUGUCCUUGGCGCCGCAGCUGCUCAUUAAGCCCUCCCUCACCUGUUUCUCCAGAAAGGGCGUUGGCCGCUAUGGCGGAAUCAAGGUGUACGCCGUGCUCAGAGACGACGGAGCUGAGUUUGCCAAGAACAACAACCUGGAGGCCCUGUUCCAUGUGGAUGACCCCGGGCCGAGGGUCCCCAUCAAGAAGGGCAAGUUCCUGGACGUGAACGAGGCUCUCGAGGUGGUCCGUUUUGACAUCCAGUACUGCGACUGGAGGGCGCGGCAUGAUCUUCUCACCAUCAUGGUUCUCCACAACAAGGUGGUAGAGGUCCUCAACCCCCUAGCGAGGGAGUUCAAGUCGAUCGGGACCUUGAGGAAAGAGCUUGCCGAGCUACAGCAGGAGCUGGCAAAAGCUCACAAUCAGGUUCAUCUCUCGGAAACCAGAGUCUCAUCUGCGCUCGACAAGCUAGCGCAUAUGGAGACCCUGGUGAACGACAGGCUGUUGCCACCGGACGGAGCCUCUAGUACGUCCACGGCGCAGCCCACUUCCUUGGUUCCAAGCACUUCGUCCACCGCCCGUGUCCGAGCCAAGAAACCGCCACGUCGGGGCCUUAACGUGUCUGGCCCGGUGAAGCCGUACAAUCCCAGCCUGAAGAACUUCUGGUACCCAGUCGCCUUCUCCAGUGAUCUGAAAGAUGACACCAUGGUGCCGAUAGCUUGCUUCGAGGAGCAGUGGGUGAUAUUCCGUGGAAAAGACGGAAGGCCUGGGUGUGUUCAGAACACAUGUGCUCACAGGGCUUGCCCGCUGCAUCUUGGUUCAGUGAACGAGGGUAGGAUCCAGUGCCCUUACCAUGGUUGGGAGUACUCUACUGAUGGGAAAUGUGAAAAAAUGCCAUCAACAAAGAUGCUCAACGUGCGCAUCCAGUCAUUGCCAUGCUUUGAGCAGGAAGGAAUGGUCUGGAUUUGGCCUGGGGAUGACCCACCAAAGGCUACAAUCCCUUCUCUUCUGCCUCCUUCAGGAUUUACAGUACACGCAGAGAUAGUGAUGGAACUGCCAGUUGAACAUGGACUACUCCUGGAUAACCUCUUGGACCUUGCUCAUGCUCCUUUUACACACACAUCCACCUUUGCCAAGGGCUGGAGUGUUCCAAGUUUGGUGAAGUUCUUAACACCUGCGUCUGGGCUCCAAGGGUACUGGGAUCCUUACCCGAUCGACAUGGAGUUCCGACCGCCAUGUAUGGUCUUGUCGACCAUUGGCAUCUCAAAGCCUGGGAAGCUAGAAGGGAAGAGCACCCAGCAAUGCUCCACGCACCUCCACCAGCUCCACGUCUGCUUGCCCUCCUCUAGGAACAAAACUAGGCUGCUGUACCGGAUGUCGCUAGACUUCGCUCCGUGGCUCAAGCAUGUACCGCUCAUGCACCUGCUGUGGUCACAUUUCGCAGAGAAGGCAUGUCAGUCAAUGUGAUAAAGUCUUGAACGAGGACCUACGGCUUGUUCUUGGUCAGCAAGAACGGAUGAUCAAUGGCGCCAACGUCUGGAACUGGCCGGUAUCAUAUGACAAGCUCGGGGUCCGGUACCGGUUGUGGAGAGACACCGUUGAGAGGGGCUCUGAACGGUUGCCAUUCAGUAACCAAGCUGAGAGUGGAUCAUAGCCGGCCGGUGGGUCUCUUAAUUUCCUCCUCGUCACAUUUAUUCGCGAGACGACGGCCAGAAUUAGUUACCUAGGCGUGCGUCUCUGUGCUCUGCUCCCUGAUGCUGCUGCGUCUAUCUGGAAGGCGAAGGUUGAUGGGUAACAUCAUCGUGUCUCUCUCUCCCCUCUGGUGUUGGAAUGUACACUAGCGUCGUUAUCAUGAGAUGCAAUUGUAAUCUGAGGUUGAUAUUUUCUUUCUUUCUUUCUUUUUCCUUUUCGCUUUCUUCUUUUCUUCACCCUUUUUGUGUAAAGAUUCAGCGAAUGUUACUUUGUCAAAGCAUGUAUAAUCAAUCAUACUACUAACUAUGGAGACAUGUUCAUAUGAGAAAUGGCAGCAGCACAUCUUUGCUUAUA